Molecule: messenger RNA, 1911 nt
Organism: Acanthaster planci (crown-of-thorns starfish)
Lineage: Eukaryota; Metazoa; Echinodermata; Asteroidea; Valvatida; Acanthasteridae
Product: phosducin-like protein 3
Source: RefSeq, a predicted model, not a curated record
AAUGAAUUGACACAAAAUGGCGGACGUAGAAACGGUUUCAAAGCAACAAGCAGAAGAUCUGCUGGACGAUGAAGCUCUUGCUGAGGAGAAACUUUUCGAGGAGCUUGAAAAUGAGGAAGUCCCCGCCCACAUAAGGGAGGCAAGAAUGCUGGAACUGAAAGAUCAGCUUCAGCAACUCAACGAUCACAAGUUGAAGGGAUAUGGCACUUACAGUGAAAUAACCAAAGAGAAGGAUCUCCUAGAUUUGACUGUACGGGAAAAGAAUGUCAUUGUUCACUUCUUUAAAUCUGACUUCAAAUUAUGCACGCUUGUGGAUUCACAUCUUGAGGUUCUAGCACAGAAAUACUUUGGAACCAAAUUUGCAAAAGUCAGUGUAGACGUGGCCAAAUUCUGUGUGGGCAAAUUUGGGAUUAAAGUCCUUCCUGCAAUUCUUGUGUUCAUAGAUGCCAUGUACAAGGACAGGAUAAUUGGUUUCGAUGAAUUAGGAAACGAUGAGAAUUUCACCACAGAGAUGCUGGAAAGAAGACUAGCAAAAAGUGGAGUGAUCCAGCUACCAGAUGUCCAGCCACAGGAGAACAAGACAAUACUAGGCUAUGACCGACGGAAACCUGAUGAAGAAAGUGACGAUGAUGAUUACUGAAAUCCCUCCAGUCUUCAGACUGUGACGGAUUUUGAGAUCACAGCAAGUCACACUACUGGCUAUAGUCUCACCAUUCUGUGAAGGCAAAGAUGUGUGAAGGAGACUGCAAGUUAGAAGUCGAUCUGGAGAGCUGUGGUCACAAACGAGAUCUUAAGACCACAAUCUUGCUCCUUGAUCUCAGCUUCACGAUUGCUACGACAUAACUUCCCCAUUCUUGUCGUCCUUUCUCCAGUGCCAAACUCUGCAAAUCUUUGUGUGUAUAGUGUAACCUUCAAAGCCAAAAGUCUUAGUUUAAAUCUUGAAUCUGACUAAAAACACCUGUGAAAUAUGUGCAUAGCAGCUUCCUGAAAGUGUACUUUAUUUGGCUGGUUGACAGAAUGGCUACUUUGUGAACUGUUUUGUCAUGUUGAUCUCUGUAAGCUCUGCUACCUUCUCCAAAACAAUUUGUAACUAAACUGCAAAAAAGCGAGGCAUUUAAACCCUCAAAUAGCACAAGUGCAGAAACCACCAAUUACUAUUUAAUGGAGCACAUUUAAAACCGAAAAGUACUUAUAUUGAAUUUAAAAAUUAACCACACACAUUCCCCUCUAAACCUCAUUCAUUCAAGUAUACUAACCCCCAAAUGCCAUUUUAUCCAGGAAUAAACUAAUUACAUAAAUGUAUUUUUUCUUUCAAAACAGGAUAUUACGUAACCACAUUUCAUAAAAUUGCACCAGUCUUUAAGUAAAACAAGGAAUGUCAUGAAUUUCAAUGAAUGUUUGUAUAGCAGAUCAAUUCUGGUCAUUUUUGCUUGGUGGAGGAACUUUUUGAAAUGCAUGUACAUGUAUAGGUAUUUUUUUUAGAAUGCAGAAUUUUAUACUUUUCUCACAAUCUUCGUCGGAAAUACAGUAUCUGCUCCAAGCGGAACAAAAGAGGUUGUGUUUUUUUGGGUACUCACCGCAUAGGUGCACCAUAAGGCACGCAAGUAUAUGCGCGUCUGACACGGAGCACGCUGAGUACGCGUAACUAAUUUAUUGCCGCAUGUAUGGUCUCUGUACAUGAGGAAUGCUUGCAAGAACCCGCUUGUAACCACUUGUCUGUCUUUCGCCAAUUGAUGGCGCACUUGAGCUUGCGGCGGACGGAAUUAUGUCUUCAAAGCCUUUAUGAAAAGGACAUCUAUUCUGCCCCAUAACAGCUCACAUGUUGUGAUCCUUCUGUAAUUUAAAACAAAAAGUGCUGUUGUAUCUUCUUUUUUAUUUUGCAUCUGAUGUAAAUAAAUGUUACGUCAAAUA